AACGUAUGGCGGAUUUCAGCUCCGGCGCGAUUUUUCCAUGGUGUGGCCGCCGCCGAUCAAGACAAGCAUCACAAGCUUUUAAAAGGAGGGACUCCCGGAGAUGCCAAGUGAUUUCCUGAACUUGGCCACUGCGCCAGGCUAGUUUUGAACUUUCGUCUGUUUUUUUGUUUUUUUUUUGCAAUCUCUCCCCUUCCGGUCCUACAGAAUACCUGAUCCCAGGAUGCGGUUCUCAGUAGCCAAUGUCCUGGCCGGGACCGCCUACAUGGCCAGCGCCGUAGCGGCCGGGACGGUCAUCUGGGACGGGCGGUUCAACGACCUGACGUCGUCGACGGAUCUCAACAAGUGGUCGUGGGGCAGCCAGGUCGGGCCGUACCAGUACUACAUCCACGGCAGCUCGCCCGUGGCCAGCUACAUCAACCUGUCGCCGAGCUACAAGAACCCGGCCGACGCGGCGUCGCGGCAGGGCGCCAAGUUCACGCUCGACUCGACGGCGUACUGGAACGGGCAGAACAUGCGCCGGAUCGAGCUGAUCCCGCAGACGACGGCGGCCAUCAACAAGGGCAAGGUCUACUACCACUUCAGCAUCAAGCGGUCCGACGUCAACCCGCCAGCCACGACGCGCGAGCACCAGAUCGCCUUCUUCGAGAGCCACUUCACCGAGCUCAAGUCGGGCUGGCUGAGCGGCGCGCCGGGGACGAGCGACCCGGCCCUGCGCUGGAUGGUCAACCAGCAGACCAAGUGGAGCGUCGACUGGGCCGCCGGCGUGUGGCACAACGUCGCCUACGAGAUCGACUUUGGCGCCGGCACCGUCGGCUUCUGGCACUCGACGGGCGCCGAUCCCUUGACGCGCACCGUGGCCCCCGUCUCGGUCAGCACGUCCAGCAACGGCGCCGACUGGCACCUGGGCGUACUGGAGCUGCCCCGCAGCGGCUACCCGGACGCCGUCGAGGACUUUUACUUCUCGGGCGUCUACAUCGAGACGGGCUCUAUCACCACCGCCAUUGGCACCGGCGGCGGCGGCGGCGGCGGCGGCAGCUCGGGCACCUCGCCCGGCAGCACCUCUGCCCGGCCGACGGCGCCGGCAACGACGACUUCGGUCCCCACCACGGCUCCUCCAACCACCACUACAAGCCCGCCCAGCCAACCGGGGCAGACGAAGUUUGGGCAGUGCGGCGGAAACAACUACUCUGGCCCCACGUCUUGUAUUGGCAGUACUUGCUCGGCCCUCAACGAAUGGUACCAUCAAUGCGUGUAAAGAGCGGUCUGGGUGGGCGGGACCGGGAACCGACGACGAGUCGGCGUAGGGCUAUAGGGAGUAAAGCGGGAGACGAGACGGGUACCAAGUUCUAGCAGCAAGAUCCCAGAGCAUUUUCACUGUAGAUAUUUCCAGCAGCUGCCUGCGCAGUACAUACAAACAGAAAACCUGCAAGCAUGGUCCAAGGAGAGGCCACGAGCAAACACCACAGCAGAGUGCAUGCAGGUGAGUGAAAAUGAAAGUCGGCAACCCCGGCAUGUUCAAUGAGUUCGAAC
This is a messenger RNA of Gaeumannomyces tritici R3-111a-1, 1530 nucleotides long. RefSeq lists its product as hypothetical. NCBI's taxonomy places the organism in Eukaryota, Fungi, Ascomycota, Sordariomycetes, Magnaporthales, Magnaporthaceae. Gene Ontology annotation, biological process: carbohydrate metabolic process. The coding region runs from base 221 to 1255 and encodes 344 amino acids. Gene Ontology annotation, molecular function: cellulose binding. The record is from RefSeq and is a predicted model, not a curated record. The transcript has 3 exons. Gene Ontology annotation, cellular component: extracellular region.